AUCGUAGACCUCUUUACUUGUAAGUAGUCUCGAGCAACUAAAUAUGGCGCGAAAAAAUUGCUGCUUUCCGGCAGGUUUCCCGUCAUUUUCCCUCACUCUAGCUCUCAUUUUCUUCCUCUCCGUCAAUCCCCUCCGGUAUUGCUCUGCCGGUGGCCAUGACUACCGUGACGCCCUCCGAAAAAGCAUCCUCUUCUUCGAAGGCCAACGCUCCGGCAAACUUCCGCCCGACCAACGUAUUAAGUGGCGUAAAGACUCCGCCUUGCACGAUGGCGCCUCCGCCGGAGUGGACUUGACAGGAGGUUACUAUGAUGCCGGAGACAACGUCAAAUUCGUGUUUCCAAUGGCGUUCACUACCACAUUGUUGUCGUGGAGCAUAAUAGACUUCAAAAGGAACAUCGGAAGUGAGCUUGGAAACGCCGUGAAAGCAGUGAAGUGGGCGACGGAUUUCUUGUUAAAAGCGACGGCUAAGGAAGGCGUCAUAUAUGUGCAAGUGGGUGAUGCAUUUUCUGACCAUAGCUGUUGGGAAAGGCCAGAAGAUAUGGACACUUUGAGAACUGUUUACAAGAUUGAUCAGAAUCAUCCUGGAUCAGACGUCGCCGGUGAAAUCGCCGCCGCUUUGGCCGCCGCGUCCAUUGUUUUCCGGUCACUCGACUCUUCUUACUCUAGUCUCCUACUUGAUCGUGCCGUUAAAGUUUUCGAGUUUGCCAACAGGCACAGAGGUGCAUACAGCUCCAGUUUGCACUCUGCGGUUUGCCCUUUUUACUGUGAUUUUGAUGGAUACCAGGACGAACUGCUUUGGGGUGCGGCGUGGCUACACAAAGCAACAAGGAGGCGUCAAUACAGAGAGUACAUAGUGAAAAAUGAGGUUAUUUUAAGAGCUGGAGACACCAUUAAUGAAUUCGGUUGGGAUAACAAACACGCUGGGAUUAAUGUCCUCAUUUCCAAGGAAGUGUUGAUGGGAAGAGCACCAGAUCUAAAAUCGUUUCAAGUAAAUGCAGAUGCAUUCAUCUGCUCAAUACUACCUGGAAUUUCUCAUCCCCAAGUGCAAUAUUCUCCAGGUGGACUCAUUGUCAAACCUGGCGUUUGUAACAUGCAGCAUGUGACAUCCUUGUCCUUCCUACUGUUGGCUUACUCUAAUUAUCUAAGCCACGCCAAUCAUGCCGUGCCAUGUGGCUCCAUGUCAGCCACCCCUGCUCUCCUCAAACACAUUGCCAAACGUCAGGUAGAUUACAUUCUUGGAGAUAAUCCUCAAAGAAUGUCAUACAUGGUGGGGUAUGGUCCACGUUACCCAUUAAGGAUUCACCACAGAGGCAGCUCUUUACCAUCAGUGGCGGCCCACCCAGCCCGAAUUGGGUGUAAAGGAGGGUCCAAUUAUUUCUUCUCACCAAAUCCAAAUCCAAAUCGCUUGAUUGGUGCUGUUGUUGGUGGGCCCAAUAUUACUGAUUCCUUCCCAGACGCAAGGCCUUUCUUUCAGGAGUCGGAGCCCACUACUUAUGUUAAUGCGCCAUUGGUGGGCCUUUUGGCUUACUUUUCAGCCCAUCCUUGAUCUUUCAUUGUAAAGAGAGAAUGUAGUGGUGUGCAAAGGCAAAGGCAAAGGCCACCCUCUCUAUAUAUUAAUAUUAUUGUUCAACAUUCUAAUUGUUCCCUAUUCAAUCAAUGAAGAAAGUACUACGACUUGUCUUUUUAA
Nicotiana attenuata is the source of this 1687-nucleotide messenger RNA. RefSeq names its product endoglucanase 8-like. The transcript is spliced from 7 exons. Gene Ontology annotation, molecular function: hydrolase activity, hydrolyzing O-glycosyl compounds. Lineage: Eukaryota; Viridiplantae; Streptophyta; Magnoliopsida; Solanales; Solanaceae. The record is from RefSeq and is a predicted model, not a curated record. The coding region runs from base 44 to 1546 and encodes 500 amino acids. Gene Ontology annotation, biological process: carbohydrate metabolic process.